AUGUCAGAAGAGCAAGUGAAAAAUGUUCGAUUCCAGCCUACGAUUCGCUUAACUACGACUCUUACAGAUAUGACAGUGGAUGAUGAAUUAGUAACAACAGAAAAAUAUUUACUUGAUCAACAUUUAAUUCACAAUGCUCACAGCAAUGAUCAAUUUCGUUUACAAUGGGAAGAAUUGAAUAUAUAUCACUCUAAAUCGGAUAACGAAUCAAGUUAUGAACAACUCAUCAAGAAAGGGCAAAAAUAUGGUUUUCAUGUUGUGAAGCAAGUUAAAGAAAAGGAAACAACCCAUUUUUAUUUAUCUCAAUCUAAUCAAAUGGCAUCUAUUGAAGUAUCAAAAUAUUUACUAGCUGCACUCGUUAUGCAAAUACCUUUUAUAACAGAAGAGUGGAUUGACAAUAUGACACAUACACAUGAUAAAGGAUUUGAUUUGCAUGCAUUCAAUAAUAGCCAACCUAUUAUUGUAGAAAGAUAUGGUCCUCUUCAAAGAUCUGCUGUUUUCGGUCCUGAUAAAAGAAGAAAAACCUUAUUUCGAAAUUUGCACUUUUGGUUCUUUGAUGAGAACCAAUUUAAGGACAAAAAAUAUUUUAUUGAACGUGCUGGUGGUAAAGCAAGUCUUCAUACGUUUGAAGAAGCACUAGAAUCAACAAUUCAUCCUGGGAUUUUAUUUGUUCAAGUUCCUUAUGAAACAGAAGCAUGGGUGCCGGUAGAAGAGAGAUUUUGUCUAGAACAAGAUGCAACAAGAUGUAUUAUUGAUUUUGAAAUAUUUUUUAGUAUCAUUUAUUGUUCAACUAACUUCAUGUGUAACCCCAGUGCCAACUUGAAAGAUCAUAUAUCGCCCGAUGAUCCAAUUUAUGAAUCAUUGCCCACAAUGUAUCCAACCAUGCCAACAAGUUCUCUUCGUCCAGUUAAGGUUGAAGCUAUGGUAUCAAACUCUUUAGCAGAUACUUUACCGAUAAAUGAUAAUGAUCUUGACAUUAAAAUCAAAGAGGAACCUAUUCCACUCGAGUUGUCCCUUUAUCAUGAUAAUCAUUUGACAAUAGACGAAAAGCACUCCUUAACACUCAAAUCUUUUAUAGAAGAAGAAGAUCCAACACUCAAUUAUAGUAUUCAUGAUGAUGUUGGACCUAAUACAUUGGAUGACAUCGAGCUUCCCUCUAAUAUGAAUGACAUGAGUGACUUCUUUAAUGAAAUGCUACCUAUUCUAAAUAAUCCAUCCAAAAAGAAAAUUCAAAAAGAUACAGAAAAUCAAAGACGGGAAGAAGAAGAGGAAAGACAACAACUCCGUCAACAAGAAGAGAAAAUGAAACGACAAGAGGACAUGAUGCGCCAACAACAACAAGAAGAAGAAGAAAUGGCAAAAGCAGAACAAAGACGUAAACGUGAGCGUCAAGUUCAAGAAAGAGAACGAGAACGAGAAAAUGAGCAAGUGAAGCGACAAAGGUUAGAAGUUGAAUUGCAACAUCAAGAACAAGAAGUUAGUUAUUUAAAGAAAGAAGAAGUUCAUGAAACAUAUACAGAACCUAUAAUUCAAAACGAUACCCUAAAUAAUGAAUUAAGCACAGACAAUAACCAAGGGAAAUUUACUAAAGUUGUAUUUGCAUCAUUAGUUGUUAAAUCGAGGCCACCACAACGACAGCUACAGUUAGAACAGAGUACAGGCAUUAACUAUAAAAGAUUUAAAAAAGUACGUCCACUUCAAUCAGCAAAUAUAACUGAUGUUAUUCGAUUAACUGCGAACCAUAAUGACCGAGUGCAUGAUCAUAGAGCAAAUCAACACCAACACACUCCUAUACCAGCAGUAAGAGUUCAAGAUACAAAUGAAUUAGACCCAGAUAUCGCUAUUCGUCCAGUAAUUAUUAGGAAAAGAACGAUAAGAUAA
Messenger RNA from Cokeromyces recurvatus, 1881 nucleotides. RefSeq lists its product as uncharacterized. Gene Ontology annotation, biological process: double-strand break repair via homologous recombination; mitotic G2 DNA damage checkpoint signaling. The transcript has 6 exons. The record is from RefSeq and is a predicted model, not a curated record. Gene Ontology annotation, molecular function: damaged DNA binding. Gene Ontology annotation, cellular component: Mre11 complex. Bases 1 to 1881 code for a protein of 626 amino acids. Lineage: Eukaryota; Fungi; Mucoromycota; Mucoromycetes; Mucorales; Mucoraceae.